AUAAAAAUCAGUCAUCGGUACUGAAACACGCACACGACUUUCGCUAAAUUUGAAGAGUACUGGUCGUGUUGAUCACAAAGUUUCAACCUUUGAAGGCGAAAUGAAGUCAGCCCUAUUGUCUGUAGCUUUGGUGCUACUGUUUAACGCAGGGUACGGUCAAACCGGAAAAACGGACGAUUGCCUCCUUCCUAAGGAACCAGGCUUCUGCAAAGCGUUUUUCCAGCGAUAUUACUUUGAUAAGUCCAGCGGUCAGUGCAAGAGGUUCAUCUACGGUGGUUGUCAGGGAAACGGAAAUAACUUUCUCACAAAGCAGGAAUGUGAGAAAAGAUGUACAUGCUUUUUCCCUAAGAAAACUGGACCGUGUAAAGCCAAGAUCAGUAGAUAUUACUACAACCACCGCACCGGAAAAUGCGAAAAGUUCUAUUACGGAGGUUGCAUGGGAAACGUAAACAACUUUAAAAGAAUUCGACAGUGUGACAAAACCUGCCCUUCUGUUAAACCAAAGUCAAUUUGCCACCAGCCGAAAAAAGUAGGACCAUGCAGGGCCCGGAUCCCUCGAUAUUUCUACAACAAACGUACUAAAAGAUGUAAGAAGUUUUAUUAUGGUGGAUGUCGGGGUAACCAGAACAAUUUCAAGAAACUUAAGGAGUGCAGGAGCGUUUGUGUCUAUCCUUCUCCUAAAGUGUAACUGGCACCAUGCGUGUACGUUAGGAGCCCAGAGGAUGAUUUCGCUUCUCUUACAUCAAAAUCAAGUAACUUAAAUACUGACCUUUCAAAACUUAGCACAAUUAGUUAUAUAGGCGUUUUUUUCACCUGUUGUUAAAUCCUCAAGAAUGCUUUGAAAUUUGUAGCCUUAAGUCAAGCUUUUUGUAACGUCGCAAUAAAGUUUCUAAUCUGAAAUGAAUUAAAAAAAUAAUCUGA
Pocillopora verrucosa is the source of this 921-nucleotide messenger RNA. Its product is annotated as carboxypeptidase inhibitor SmCI. Gene Ontology annotation, molecular function: serine-type endopeptidase inhibitor activity. Gene Ontology annotation, cellular component: extracellular region. The record is from RefSeq and is a predicted model, not a curated record. Lineage: Eukaryota; Metazoa; Cnidaria; Anthozoa; Scleractinia; Pocilloporidae. Gene Ontology annotation, biological process: negative regulation of peptidase activity.